This is a messenger RNA of Oryza sativa Japonica Group (Japanese rice), 1199 nucleotides long. The record is from RefSeq and is a predicted model, not a curated record. NCBI's taxonomy places the organism in Eukaryota, Viridiplantae, Streptophyta, Magnoliopsida, Poales, Poaceae.
AUGGCUGGUUUUGAUGACGUGAGCCGCGGCGGGCGAGCGGGCGAGCGGCGACCUCGCUGUCGCCAGCCACGCCGCCUCCACGGUGCCGUGCACCUCCUCAGCGCGACACCGGCGGAGGAUGCGGAGGAGCGGCCCACCCGCCGCCCGCCGCAGGCCGAGCGCAGGGAGUCCGCCAAGCUGCGCAUCAACCGCGCCCUCAACCAGAGCGGCCCUGUCGGCCGCGCCUUCGGCAGCCGGUUCGGCAUCGUUGCGAUGCUCUUCACCAGGACCGAGAGUUUCAUUCGCGACCAGUGCGACGUCGCCGACGACUGGGUCAACACCGUCGCCGCGGGGGCCAGCGCCGGGGCGCUCUACCGCAUCGCGUCCGGCCCAAGGUCGAUGAUUGUCGCCGGCAUCCUCGGCGGAGUCCUGUCCGGCGCCGCCGUCGCGGGGAAGCCGAUGCUUCAGAGAUUCGCACCGAAGCUAUCCGCCAGAUUGGACUAUUUACUUUGAGUAAAAUUUCAGGCCCGCCCGAGGUGGACUGGUCCUUGAGGACGCGCUUCACGACGCGUGACGCCACGUUGGCCGUGUCGGCCGCGCCGCCCCUGCCACCGUCGUCGCAGCCGAGCGCCUGGAGCACCUGCCUCUGCGUCGCGCCCCGCGCGCCGCCCGCAGCCGAGCACCAGGGAGAUGUGGACGACGAGGGCGGACACGGCCGUGUUCCCGGUCCCCGCGGCGGCGAGGACGCGCCACGCGAGCGGUAGGCAGAAGGCGCGCUGUGCCGCGGCCAGCUGCUACCGCCGGCGCCCCUUCUCCUGCCGCUCCUCUCCCCCACCGCCACGUCGCGCGCCGCUACUCUCCGCCGUCGAGCUCGCCAUCAUGCCGGCCGUCUCUCUCUCCCUCUCCCACUGCCGCCGCCGCCCCAGCUCUGCCGCCGGCCACCUCACGCGGAGUCUGCCGCUGCGCCUGCUCGAGAGAAAGAGAGAAGGGAAGAGAAAAAAAAAAGGAAAGAAAGGAGAGAUGUGGGGUCUACACCAUUUUCUCUCACUUACAUGUGGGCCCCACAUAAUUAUUAUUUUUAUUUUUUGCUGACUAGGAUGCCAUGUCAACAAAAUCGGGUGCACAUACUGCCAUGGGACUUCUUUGCACGGUUUGAGUAAGUUUAGGGGUGAAGAUUUCUGGUUUUAUGGUUGAGGGAUGUAAAAAAUUCUCGCUGUUAA